UCCACUAUGCCUCGGAAGCAGAGUGGUGGUGAUUCAUCAUCUAAGAAUAGUAGGAAGGGUAGUAGGGCUUCAUCAUUGGAUAAGUCGGAGAAUGGUCCUAAUAGUGGGGGCCUUGGGGCUGUCUUUGCAGCUGCAGUACCCCCAGGUCAACAGGAUACUCAUGCCUUUACUGAAGAUUUUCCGACCUUCGAUGAGCCAGCUCUACCAGCUGCCCCUCAUCCACGUAAGGGGUCCUCAGGCAGGGCAGCUGCCCCUAGGUCUGCUGCUAGUGCUACUACAGCGGCUAAUAAUGCUGGGGUAACUCCUAGUGGGUCUAAGGGUCAUCAGACACCACAGAGUGAUAAGGAGGUACCCCCUAGUAGUGUGAAGUCUGAUACGACCACUCAGAAUGGUGGAACUAAUACUGGUGACGACUUUGAGGGGUUAGUUGGUGAUCUAAGGAGGACCUUUAUCGGCUGGUUAAAGAAGACAGAGUUAGAGUUGGUGCGACAAAGAGAGGAUAUACAAUCAAGUCGACAGGACUUCGAGGAUGAGAAGAAGAGGGUUUGGGAACAGUUUGUCCAAGAGCGACAACGUGAGGCUACCAAACAGGAGGAGGAUCGUCGUAGGGCUGAUCUAGAGAUGCAGAAUCAGCUAACACAGGUAGAGAUAGAGCGGUCGGAUGCUCGGAAGAAGAUGGCAGAUGAGCGUUCACGGUUCGAGUCAGAGAAGGAGGAGGCCAUGCAGGCCCUAUCGGUGCAAGAGGACGCCUAUAACAGGGAUAAGACUACCUUCGAUACUGACCGUACCCGUAUAGUCGACCAUAGCAUGGCCAAUGAGAGUAUGGUAGCCCUCAAUGUUGGUGGGACUACCUUCGAAACCUCUCGCAAGACUCUAUGCCAACAGAAAGGAUCCUUCCUAGAGGCAUUGUUGUCAGGACGAUAUGAAGUACCAAAGGAUGCCGAGGGCAGAGUAUUCCUCGAUAGGGACCCCCAAGUCUUCGGUGAAAUCCUUGACUUUUUAAGGAAUCCUAUGUCCCCUCCCUGUCCCCGUGAUACUACUGAGUCGAUGCUCUUGGCUCGAGAGGCUCAAUACUAUGGGAUACACUUCUUCCCCUUCCCUCUUGUUUUCGCCCUUGGAGGCAACUCUGGUCAGAACUUAGACUACAAGGCGUUGAAUGAGACAGAGGUGUAUGAUACAUUACGGGACACUUGGAUGCUAGGGGGUGAUGGGGGGAAAGGGGCCUCGCUUAAUAUACCGAGGAGGAACUGUGCUGGGGUCUCGUCGGAGAAGGAUGGUAGGAUGUUCGCUGUUGGAGGAUUUGAUGGUACACAGAUCCUAUCUAGUGUUGAGGCGUUCGAUCCCCGCAUGCGGAAUUGGAUGGAGCUCGCACCACUCUCUACUCCUAGAUCUAGCUGUGCGGCCGUAUCUACUGCUGAAGGGAAUAUCUGGGCCAUUGGAGGCACAUCUGGAUCACGGCUCAGGAGCGUCGAGAUUUACGAUGUACGAGCCAACAAGUGGAUGCCGGCUCAAGGAUGUGACCUUAUAGAGGAGAGAUCAGCUGCAGCUGCCGUCACCUAUCUCGGCAAUGUCUACGUAUUUGGUGGUAUAGAUAAUGAACAGAAUAUCCAUUCUACGGUCGAGUCCUUACGAGUAGCUGAUCUUACUAAAGGAUGGUCAUUUAGAGCCAAGCAUGCGACUAACCGUAUGGACUGUGCCGCUGCAGUGUAUGGAGAUAACAUCCUAUUGGGAGGUGGUCAGAAUGGGGAAGUUCAAACCUCGGUAGAGACAUAUAAUCCAGUUUCGGAUACCUGGAUGCCUGCUCCCCCUAUGCUCUUCCCAAGGUACGGGCACCAGUACGCUGUCGUUAACCUUUAG
Messenger RNA from Perkinsus marinus ATCC 50983, 1857 nucleotides. RefSeq lists its product as hypothetical. Lineage: Eukaryota; Perkinsozoa; Perkinsida; Perkinsidae. The record is from RefSeq and is a predicted model, not a curated record. Bases 7 to 1857 code for a protein of 616 amino acids. Gene Ontology annotation, biological process: protein homooligomerization. The transcript is spliced from 19 exons. Gene Ontology annotation, molecular function: protein binding.